ACAACGUUAUCACUCGAGAAAAUGUUAAAUAAUUUGCCAUUUUUUGCCUGCGGUGAAAUUGUGGCUGGUUUUGGUCGGGGUUCCAAAGAAUUGGGUAUUCCCACAGCAAAUUAUCCAUUGGAAGUUGUUAAAUCUUUACCAGAGGCCAUACACCCGGGUGUUUAUUAUGGCUGGGCCAAUGUUGAUAAUGGUCCCGUGUAUAAAAUGGUCAUGAGUAUCGGUUGGAAUCCAUUUUAUGACAAUAAAGAAAAAAGUAUGGAAACACACAUAUUACAUAAAUUCGAUGGUGAUCUCUAUGGAAGCCUGUUAAAAGUUUGCAUCGCCGGCUAUCUAAGACCUGAAGAAAAUUUCAAAAGUUUAGAUGAUUUAAUUGCCCGCAUCAAACAAGAUAUUGCCGAGGCAGAGGAGCUAUUGGAAACAAAUGAAACGAAUAGACAAUUACAAUAUCAUGAAUAUUUCACAGAUAGCAGCUCUCUAAGUAAUUUAAAAAAUGGCAAAAAUUAG
Molecule: messenger RNA, 504 nt
Organism: Musca vetustissima
Lineage: Eukaryota; Metazoa; Arthropoda; Insecta; Diptera; Muscidae
Gene: Rfk
Product: putative riboflavin kinase
Exons: 3
Coding region: 22-504 (160 amino acids)
Biological process (GO): riboflavin biosynthetic process; FMN biosynthetic process
Cellular component (GO): mitochondrion
Molecular function (GO): riboflavin kinase activity
Source: RefSeq, a predicted model, not a curated record